Messenger RNA from Panonychus citri (citrus red mite), 4799 nucleotides. RefSeq names its product muscarinic acetylcholine receptor M5-like (gene mAChR-A). The transcript has 9 exons. Gene Ontology annotation, molecular function: G protein-coupled serotonin receptor activity; G protein-coupled acetylcholine receptor activity. Lineage: Eukaryota; Metazoa; Arthropoda; Arachnida; Trombidiformes; Tetranychidae. Gene Ontology annotation, cellular component: synapse; dendrite; plasma membrane. Gene Ontology annotation, biological process: adenylate cyclase-inhibiting G protein-coupled acetylcholine receptor signaling pathway; chemical synaptic transmission; G protein-coupled receptor signaling pathway, coupled to cyclic nucleotide second messenger. Bases 961 to 3015 code for a protein of 684 amino acids. The record is from RefSeq and is a predicted model, not a curated record.
AUUUUUGUUGACCAGAAAACUGAACGAAAAAUGAAAUAAUAUGAAAAUAAUUAGGAAGAAACAAAGGAUUCAAAUAAUUGACGAUAUUUUCGAUAUUUAUUGAAACGAUUAAGUGAACGACCGAAAAGUUUAGACAAAUUUUACAAAACGUUUCUUUUUUCCCUCGAAUUUUGUUUCUCUAUUUUUCUCCAGGUAAAUUUGUUUGUUUGUUCAUUUUUUUCUUCCUCUCUAUUGAAUAAGAUAAACAGAAAGAUGAUCAAAUUUCAUGAUGAUGAAAAAAUCUAAUCUUCCAAUGCCCAUGAAUGUUUCAUGAAGAUAAAUAUUUGAUACGAGAUUCAAGUGGCUCCACCAAGUUAACCAUUAGUUCAUUUGAUUUUCUUGAUCAGAAUCAAAUUCAGUCUUGACUUCAACCUUAGCAGUUAAACUUAAAGGAUAAACAGUAACGGAAUCUUCAUCAUCCUCAUCAUCUUAUCAUCAUCACCAUCACCAACACCACCGACAACAACAACAACAUCAUAAUCAUCAUCAUCAUAAAUUGUAUCAUCGAAAAACAGAAAAAGUAUCAUCUCUGAGUCUCUCGUUUUUUUGCCACUAUGAUGACAGCUCAUGGAUUUGUACAAAAAGUGAGCUCAAAUUCAUCUAGUAAAGAUCAAAAGAGAUGAGAAGAAAAAAGUUCACCUUGAUAUUAACAUUUCUUUUGAUAUUAUCAACAUUAUCAACUAUUUAUUAAAGUAAUUAAACAAUGAAGUAAACAAUGAGUGAAAAUAGGGAAGAUUAAUUAUAAUCAUCAUUAAUUUCAUCAAAAAAAUCAUCACCAUCUACAAAGAGGAUCAACAAUUAACAUUAAAAGAUUCGAAAGUGAAAAAGUUUUCUCCUAUUACUUAGUCGAUCUUUAUAUGCACAGUAAUUUAACCUGUUGUUUAAUUAUAACAUUAGAACAAUUAACUAAUUAUCAAAUCGAUGAUGGAUUUAACUGUAGACUCAUCAACUUAUACAAUCACAUUGAACUCAGCUGAUUACAACCUUAAUUACAAUGAUUCUGUUAAUUAUAACGGGUCAAUAAUUGGCUCUGAUAAUCAUCCCAAUCAAGAAACCUUUUCAAUUGCUGAGACCAUAAUAAUUGCCUUUAUUUCCGGAUGCUUCAGUAUUAUAACAAUUGUUGGUAAUGUUAUGGUGAUGAUUUCAUUCAAAAUGGAUAAGCAACUUCAAACUAUUUCAAAUUACUUUCUAUUAUCAUUAUCAAUUGCUGAUUUUUUAAUUGGAAUAAUAUCAAUGCCACUUUUUUCUCUAUACACUCUAUUGGAACGAUGGCCACUCGGACCCUUCAUAUGUGAUACUUGGCUUGCUAUUGAUUAUUUAAUCUCAAAUGCCUCAGUUUUAAACUUGCUCAUCAUAUCUUUUGACAGAUAUUUCAGUGUAACUAGACCAUUAACCUACAGAGCAAAACGAACCACUAAAAAAGCUUGUAUAAUGAUAGCGACAACUUGGAUCAUAUCGUUACUUAUGUGGCCUCCGUGGAUACUCAGUUGGCCUUACAUUGAAGGUAAACGAACAGUGCCCAAAGACCAGUGUUAUAUUCAAUUUUUGGAGACAAAUUCUUACAUUACUUUUGGCACGGCGAUCGGUGCUUUUUAUAUUCCUUUGUUUGUAAUGAUCGUACUUUAUUGGAGGAUUUGGAGGGAAACAGAGAAACGAUAUCGUGACCUAACCACCCUGUUUUUGGUAUCAACUGUUGGUGCUUCUCGAGCAACUGGUGGUGGUGGCGGUGGUGGAUUUGGUGGUGGUAACCGUUCAGGAGGCGGUGGAGUUGUUAUGUUAUCUCGUAAGAAUACAUCUUCCUCUUCGGAGGGUCAAGUGAUCACCACAACGACAACAUCAAAUAAUAGUGAUAAAAGAUCAUCUUCUUUUGAUGGUAAAUUAACUUCUCGCUGGUGGUUUUGUUGGAGUAAAUCAUCAUCUUCAUCAAAAUCAUCAAAUCAUCAUCAUCAUCAUCAAUAUAGUUUAGAUGGAGAUGAUGAUAAAAGUGAUGAGGGUUCAAUUGUUGGAGGAGAUGAAAGCAAAGUAACUAGUGGAAAUAAAUUAAAUGCUAAAGUUAAACAUGGACUCAGUGAUAAAAGAUCAUCAGCAACAAAUCAUUCCCUUAAUCAUCGUAAUAGAAAUGUUAACCGUGAUCAUAGUGGUUUAAGUUAUUCUUCAAAAAGUAAAUCAACUGUUAAUAGUAAUGUAAAAAGUAACAAUAAUAAUAAUAAAAAUAACAGAGAUGACAUUUCACCAACACCAACAUCAACUGGAACUUGUGAUGCUGGUGAUUCACUUAAGGGAAGUGAAUCAAUCUACACAAUUGUCAUUAAAUUGUAUGGUGAUGAAGAGUCAAACCAUACAAUUAAAAUGAUUGAACAUGGUGAUAACAAUAAUUUAGAAACAAAUAACAAUAUAACUAAUACCAAAGAUGGUGGUGGUGGUGGUGGCGGUGGGAAGGAUAAAAGUUCAACAAUUUAUGGUUUAAAUUAUCAUCCACACUCUCGUCAUUCCUCAUCGCAUCAUCAAUUGGUUCAACAUUCAACUAGUAUUGAACAAGGAUCAACUUCUUCAGGUUCAACCAUUGCCAAAUCACCGGGUACCCUUUCUGUUUCCGGUUCCUCGGUUAAUCCAAGAAGAUUAACCUCUAACCCCUCUGGAACCUCAAUCCACCCACAACAGCCGAAAAGUGAAAGGAAAGCUGCCAAAACCCUGUCAGCCAUUUUACUUGCAUUCGCCAUUACCUGGACUCCAUACAAUGUUUUAGUCUUAAUUAAUUCACUUUCAGGUACCUCAGCCGAUGAAGAAAAGACCGUUCCGAAAUCUCUAUGGGAUUUUUGCUAUUACUUGUGUUACAUCAAUUCCACAAUUAAUCCACUUUGUUAUGCCCUUUGUAACGCGACCUUCAGAAGGACAUAUAUUAGGAUAUUAAAGUGUAAAUGGAGCUCGAAGAAAAAUAAACAACAUAGAAGACAAAAACAUUGGAACUUGGAGUGAUAAUCACAAUUAAUCACAAUCUAAUUGACUCAAUUGUCAUCUCUCUAUUGUGAAUAUAUUAUAUUAUAAAUAUCUCUAUUUAACUAUUGUCGAUAAAUUGUUAAUACUAUUAUUUAUUUCAUUCAGAUUAUUGGAUGAGCAAUUAGACUGAGUGAAAAGGGGUGACAGAGAUAAUAAUUUAAUUCCAAUCAAAAUGAAUCUCAUUCAAUUUAAUAUUAAGUAACUAUUACAUUUACAAGCUAAGCAAAAAGACCAACAAUCAAUUGUAAUUGUAAUUGAUUAAUGAACAUAGUCGAUUAAUUUAUCUCUUGCUCUCUUUCAAUCUCAUGUAAUAUAUUUAUAUUAUUGUUAUUAUGUCGAUAUCAAUUCCCAACCAAAUAUCUCAUAAUCGAUAUUGAUUUAAUAAUAAUUGAUAAUCUUAAUAGUGUUUUAGAUUGUUGUUAUUAACUAUGCAGUAAUUUAUUAUAAUCUAAUUGUUUCUUUUUGUAUUAUAAACAACAUGAUCAACACUGAUUUAUUAUUAACUGUUUUAUUUAAAUGUUUUUCCAACUUUUUCAUUUUGUAAUGAAAACUUUUUCUUUCCUCUGUUCACAAUUGUUACCAUUACCAUUGAUUUUGUGCUAUUAAUAUUUAAAUUGUCACCUAUUCAUCUGUAAGGUACCUAAUUGCUGUAAUUAUUAUCGCUCCAAUCAAAUUGUAAUCAAAAUCACAAUCCCUUUUUGCUCAAUCAAAUUGAAUAAAUAAUUAUCUUCUUGAAGCAAAGUCAAUCUAGUCCAAUAUUUUUCAUUCAAAAAUCUGAAUCGUUAUAAGUUUAUGAUGAUAAAAUUAAAAAUCUUUCGAUCGCUAACUGGAAAUGAUAAAAUUCUGGACUCAAUUUAAGGACAAGUAAAGUCAGAAGCUUAAUUAUCAAUCGUUUAAUGGAUCAGUUUUCUUGAUUGUGAGAAAACAAAUUGAUCAAAGAUCGAAAAAGAAAUGCGAUAUAUAAUCGAUUCAUUAAAUAAUCGAUCGAAUAAUCGAUAUUCUCAACAAUCUUCAAUCUUCAAUAUUUAAAUUUGUGAAUUUUGGUAACAAGAAACAAAUUAACUGUCGACUCUCAUUAUUCAAUUGUAAUUUUACCGAUUGUUUCAAUUUUCUCAUUACUUUUUAACGAUUUACUCUUUUUUAAUUUGUUCCAAUUUUAGUGACAAUGGUCGACGAAUGUUCUAAUGAUGGUUUGAUUAAAUAUUGUAAGAGCAAAAAUAUUACCUUUAAAGAGUAUCCCAAGUGUUUACAAGAGAGCAGACAAACUGUUGUUAAUCCAGUUAUUAAUCGUCGGAAAAAGAUUCCACCCAAAUCUAAUGAUAACGUUAUCUCGGACCAUGAAACGUCAACAUCUUGUUCAGAGGGUGAAGAUGAUGCUUGUUACAUUAAAUCGGUCAAGAACAAUAAUAUUCAAUCAGCUGAUGCGAAUCAAAAGAAGACCGCAACUUCAUCAACCUCCAUUCCAACAGUGACCACUUCAUCUUCAACUGUGACCACAAGCACAAUUGUCUCAACAACAACACCCUCACCACCACCAUCGACACCGAUGGUAACGGUUGCAGUAGACAAUUAGCCAAAUUAAUCAAAAAGCCAACAUCCAAUUAGUUUAAUCUCUCAAUCAUCUUUUUACAUUCUCUGUUUUAAUGUCUUUCAAUUUCUCGAAAAAAAAAAUCUUUUUUUUUCUUAUAGAAAACCAAUGAUUUGUAUUGACUUUUAUUUUUUUUUUGUACGGAAAUAAAUUGUUGAUGGAUAAUUUUAGUUAA